This is a messenger RNA of Lactuca sativa (garden lettuce), 1378 nucleotides long. Its product is annotated as putative F-box protein PP2-B12. NCBI's taxonomy places the organism in Eukaryota, Viridiplantae, Streptophyta, Magnoliopsida, Asterales, Asteraceae. Gene Ontology annotation, molecular function: protein binding. The record is from RefSeq and is a predicted model, not a curated record.
UCACACCCUUUUCGGCUGGUCGUAUAGUGAACGAAGCAGAAACCUCCAGAAAUUCAUGACGGUGGCCAUCGCCCAUCACCAAUCACAGCAAAAUUUAUGGCCCGUUAUUCAAUAAAGCUCCCAGAUCUCUCCCAUUCGAUAACUAUUUGUUUGUGUCUUAAAGAAAAAGAUAAAGUCCUUCACCAUGAAGAAUGAAGGAGGAGGCAGUUCAGGUGUAACAAGUGCUGUGAAGCCUACAAAUUUUGCGCUUCUUUCAGAAGGUUGUGUGUCGUAUAUUUUAUCACAAACCUCACCUCGCGAUGUGGGUAGAGCGUCUUCGAUUUCUAGGGGUUUCAAGUGUUUCGCUGAUUCCGACGCCGUUUGGGAGCGAUUUUUGCCGGCCGAUUACCUGGACAUCAUUGCUCGAUCGGUUUCUCCGGUGGUUUACUCAUCCAAGAAAGAAUUGUACUUUCGUCUGUGUGAUUCCCCGAUCCUUCUGGAUGAUGGCAACUUGAGCUUCUACCUUAAUAAAAAGAAUGGGAAAAAAUGUUUUAUGUUAGGAGCACACGCGCUUUCAAUUGCAUGGCAAGACACUUUAGUUUUCUGGAGGUGGAGAUCUUUAACUGAAUCAAGGUUUUCAAAGGUAGCGGAGCUUUUAGCUGUGUGUUGGCUUGAAAUAAAGGGGAAUUUCAGAACAAAAAUGUUGACAUCAGCAACUAGUUAUGCAGCAUAUCUUGUGUACAACAUUGGAGAGAUCUCACAUGGGCUUGACUUCACAGGGAAGACAUUGGUGAGACAUGUUGGUGGAGAUGAUGAUGAUGAUGACGUGGCAAAGACUGUUUACUUGAAACCACCAAAAACGGGUGGUGGUUUGCAGGAUGGGUGUAGAGAUGGGGAAGUGAUGAUGAUGGGUGGGGGCCCACAGAGGCGGGUGGAUGGGUGGAUGGAAAUUGAGUUGGGGAGAUUUUAUAAUGGCGAGAAUGCGAUUGAUGAUGAAGUGGAGAUGUGUUUUAUGGAGACACGUCAGCUUCAUUGGAAAUCUGGCCUCAUUGUUGAAGGUAUUGAUAUUCGGCCUAUAGAUUGAAGAAAUUAAGCGGGUUGUUAUUGUAGUCAUUCAUUUGAGCGUAAGCUGAGAGAAGGGUAUUUUGGUCAUUUCAAAUGGCUGCAAAAGGGAAAGCCUAGAAUAGAAGGAAGCCUUGAGGUUAGAAAGAGCUGGAUGAAAAAAGAAGCAAGCUAUCUAUAUCUAAUGACUCAUAGCUUUCAAAAUUCUGAAUGGGGUUUUGAAGGAAAUUCAAUAAAUUGCACUAAAAGGAAAAUCCCUCUUGUAAUACUCUUACUAAUGGAAGAAAGCUUCCAUGCUUUUGGAUUGAAUCUUGGAAUGUGGGUUUUAUUAGCGUCA